Molecule: messenger RNA, 615 nt
Organism: Penicillium psychrosexuale
Lineage: Eukaryota; Fungi; Ascomycota; Eurotiomycetes; Eurotiales; Aspergillaceae
Exons: 2
Coding region: 1-615 (204 amino acids)
Biological process (GO): mitotic DNA damage checkpoint signaling; protein phosphorylation
Cellular component (GO): nucleus; cytoplasm
Molecular function (GO): ATP binding; protein serine/threonine kinase activity
Source: RefSeq, a predicted model, not a curated record
AUGGAAGACCCAGGUGCCAUAAAUAUCGAUAACCUGGUCCGGUACGAGCCUCUUGUCGGCGAAAUCUUAGGCGAAGGCUCAACUUCCCGUAUUGCACGCGUGGCGCCAGGUGUCAUCAUCAAAUAUCCACGAUUCUCUUGGUGGCAUUCUAAGACAGUGGCCGAUAAAUGGUUCGUUCGAGACAUAAAGCAGAGUUUUGAGGUGGAUGAACGACUUCUACAAAUCCUAGGACUACAUCCAAGAAUAAUAGAGUUCAAGGGCAUCUCGGAGGACCCAUUUGGAUUGUUAUUUGCCGAAGCAAGCGAUGGAAAUCUACAAAACUACAUCGACCAGCACUAUACUAGCAUCGAUAUGUCUCUACGACUUAAAUGGCGUACACAAGCCGCGGAGGCGAUCCAAUUCAUUCAUCAGAAAGGUGUGAUACACUCUGAUCUUCGGCCUGAAAACUUUUUGCUGCACACUGUCGCCGGAAACGAGCUCGAUCUUCUACUCUGUGACUUUGGGGGGUCAACAAAUGGAGAAAUAGAUGGUCGGCAUCUCCCCGAUGCCGGAUUUUUCAAUCCUUGCCUUCCGCCGGAAUCGACGAUAAGCACGGAUAUCUUCAGCCUCGGAUAA